AUGAAGUCGGAAGCGCCAGCCAUCGAAGCGUCGUUGGGCAACGUGUAUGCGCCAGGGUUUACUGGUGAGUCUGUCAUGGGCGCCACCAAGCCGGUGACCGGGAAGCGAAAGCCGUCGCUGGACGAGGAGGGAAUCACUGGAGAAACGGAAGAGCAGAAGCAGAAGCGCGCGCGUGGUCGGCCACGAUUAGACACGAAAGAUGAGACUGCUGCCGAUCGACGGAGAACACAAAUCCGCCUCGCGCAAAGGGCAUAUCGGCAUAGAAAGGACAAUGCCAUUACGAGUUUGGAGGAAAAGGUCAAGGGGCUGGAAAAGAAAAAUGCCGAUAUGAGCCGCGAGUUCCACAGAUUCCACGAUCUCGUCGUCUCGGAGGGUCUGAUGGAUGCUUCGUCAGAGGCUGCCGCCCGGUUCAGGGCCAUCACAGACAAUUUUCUCCGACUCUGUGGUAUGAACCACGGGGAGACUGGCUACAUUUCUCCAGAGGACGAGCGCACAACAAUCGCAGACGGCUUCCGCGGCCCAGUCGAGGCAAGCUCUGGCUCUUCGGGCGGAAACCAGAGCCCCCACAAGUCCCAUCCCGAUACAACCGCCCUCGCUCAGCAAGCGCUACCACGUGGGCAGAUGGCGGUGGCCGACGCCGUGGCUUCGUAUGAGAUUGUCGCACAGGCCACGCCAGACAAUGCCUCGUUUCCGCUCUACACCGCUUCGGAUAUCGCCCCUAAUCUGGCUGGCUUUGCGUCCAUCCACUCGCCGUUCGCGACACUACCAUUGACGAGCUCUCUAUCAUAUCAUGAGGUCACCUUUGGUCGACGACUGCAGAGAAGGACAACAGAGCGCGGUCUAUUUUUGGCUUCGAUGGCGAACCCGCCCCCGGAACGGUACGCUGCCGUUUUUGGGUUUUGUCUGCUCUUUGAAUCUCGCGAAUCGAUUGCGCGAACGCUGUCACAACAACUGCACAACCUGACCAUGCCAUUCCAAGAUCAGGCCAGUCCACAAAGAGGACCAUUUGAGGAGAAGAUGGAGCAGCGCAUCAAACUGACUUUUGGGUUCGAAAAGGAGUUUUUGAACUCGGACGAGAUUGAGCUGUAUCUGCGUCAGCUGGGAAUCAUCGUCCCGCAGCAGGCCGAGUUUGUCGAGGCGGAGGUGGAUGUCAAUGAGCUUGCCGAUGCGGUGCGCGCCCACGGGUCACUUUCAUCUCAAUCUUCAGGAUACGAGAAGCAGAACGCCUUGGUUUCCGCUUCAAUGCCAAUGAACAUGGCUCCAAAUCACGCUAUGCUUCAGCAAAUGCACAUGCAAAUGCAGCCUGAUGGCACUGUAGGCAUGAUGCCCUACAUGUACUCGCCAGGCAUGGAAAAUGCAUGGGGUGCUCCGUCAUGGCAGAAGCCAAAAUUGACGAUUAGCGUGGGAGUCUUGGUCGAAGAACUGGCUUCAAGGUCUGUCUGUAUGGGCAAGCACCCGGGUGUCCGCAUCAAGGACGUCAACAACGCCAUCAAGGUUGCUGCCGGUCUGGCUUAA
Molecule: messenger RNA, 1515 nt
Organism: Akanthomyces muscarius
Lineage: Eukaryota; Fungi; Ascomycota; Sordariomycetes; Hypocreales; Cordycipitaceae
Exons: 3
Coding region: 1-1515 (504 amino acids)
Biological process (GO): regulation of DNA-templated transcription
Molecular function (GO): DNA-binding transcription factor activity
Source: RefSeq, a predicted model, not a curated record